GGACGACGCCUGCGCAGUGGUCGCCGCCGGCGGGCUGGCUGACGCUGGCGGGUUGAGGGAGUUCCUGCCGGUGGCUGUCACCGCCCCGUUUCUCUCCCGAUGGUGCGCUCCUGAAGCCAGCUGCCUGCGGGCGUCGCCCCGUGAUGGAGCACAUCCGGACGACCAAGGUUGAACAAGUGAAGUUACUUGACCGGUUUAGUACCAACAACAAGUCACUGACGGGAACCCUGUAUCUUACGGCCACACAUCUGUUGUUUAUUGACACUCAGCAAAAAGAGACCUGGAUACUACACCACCAUAUUGCCUCUGUGGAGAAGCUUGCUCUCACCACUUCUGGAUGCCCACUCGUGAUCCAGUGCAAGAACUUCAGGAUUGUGCAUUUCAUCGUUCCCAGGGAAAGAGAUUGCCAUGAUAUCUAUAACUCUCUGCUGCAACUGUCAAAACAAGCAAAAUAUGAAGAUCUCUAUGCAUUCUCUUAUAAUCCCAAACAAAAUGAUUCUGAACGACGGAAGGGUUGGCAGGUCAUUGACCUUGCUAAGGAAUAUGAGAGGAUGGGCGUGCCCAAUGAGAACUGGAAACUGUCCGAUGCCAACCGAGAGUACAAGGUCUGUGAGACUUACCCAAGAGAGCUGUAUGUUCCAAAGACAGCCACCCCGCCAAUGAUCAUGGGCAGUUCCAACUUCCGGAGCAAGGGCAGACUUCCGGUCCUGUCCUACUGCCGGCAGGGCACUGAGGCUGCCAUUUGUCGAUGUAGCCAGCCAUUGUCAGGCUUCAGUGCCAGGUGUGUGGAGGAUGAAAAGUUGCUUAAAGCCAUUAGUGCAGCCAACUCAGGAAACCAUUACAUGUAUGUUGUGGAUACCAGGCCCAAGCGUCGCAUGCAGAGCUGGUGGGAUACACAAAAGGACAUUGGCAGAAUUAUAGUGAGGAUCUCUUCAAAGAUCUGGAAUGAUGAGAAAAUAAGAGAAAGCGAUGAGAGAAAGCGACUGAAUGCAAUGGCUAACAGAGCAGCCGGAAAAGGUUAUGAAAAUGAAGACAACUAUUCUAAUAUUAGAUUUCAGUUUGUUGGAAUAGAAAAUAUUCAUGUCAUGAGAUCCAGUCUUCAGAAAUUACUAGAAGUGAAUAGCAACAAGGGGCUGUCUGUCAACGAUUUCUACUCUGGUUUGGAGAGCUCGGGAUGGCUUCGCCAUAUCAAAGCUGUUUUGGAUGCUGCAAUCUUCUUAGCCAAGGCAAUAGUGGUUGAAAAUGCAAGCGUGCUGGUGCACUGUUCGGAUGGCUGGGAUCGGACUUCCCAAGUUUGUUCCCUGGGUUCGCUUUUGUUGGAGCCUUACUACAGGACAAUGGAAGGAUUCAUGGUUUUAAUAGAAAAAGACUGGAUAUCGUUUGGGCAUAAAUUUUCAGAGAGGUGUGGCCAUUUGGACGGUGACCCGAAGGAAGUCUCCCCGGUGUUUACUCAGUUCUUGGAGUGUGUGUGGCAUCUGACUGAGCAGUUCCCACAAGCCUUUGAGUUCAACGAAGCGUUUCUCCUUCAGAUCCACGAGCAUGUUCAUUCAUGCCAGUUCGGGAACUUCAUUGGGAACUGUCAGAAGGAAAGAGAGGAACUCAAGUUGAAGGAGAAGACUUACUCCCUGUGGCCCUUUCUUUUGGAUGACAGACAGAAGUACUUAAAUCCUCUCUACAGUUCCAAAUCUGAGAGACUGACAGUCUUGGAGCCAAAUACGGCUUCUUUCAAUUUUAAGUUUUGGAGAAACAUGUACCACCAGUUUGAUCGGACGCUCCAUCCUCGACAGUCUGUAUUGAAUAUAAUUAUGAAUAUGAAUGAGCAAAACAAGCAGUUAGAGGAAGACAUUAAAGACCUAGAAGCUAAAAUUACGCAGUGCAAAAAUGGCAUCCUAACGAAGGACUUGCUGCUUGGCGUUCACCCUGAAUCGCCUGCCCUCAAAACCUCCCUGUGUCUGAAAGAGCAGAGCCUGCUCCCGGUGAACGACACGCUUCGCGCUAUAGAGGGCAGCAGCCCAGCGGAUAAUCGGUACUGCGACUACCCCGAGGAGUUCUCCAAGUCGGAGCCUGCUGUGGUCAGCUUGGAGUACGGUGUGGCAAGAAUGACUUGUUAGACCCCUUCAGUGUUGCCUGGACUGACUGUCGUGUAAGAAAUGUGGAGCUGGAGGAUGAUGCUCUGUACACGUGGCAGGAGGAUUUCUUGAAUGACUUUGGGGCUUAGCAGCAGGUGAAUAGUUGAGAAAGGGAUCAUGACUGCUCUUGAGACGAAUAAGUCAGCUAAGUGCCGUUUGUAGCAAGAGCGAUAUUGUUUCUGUGGGAAGUGGGUGGUAUUGGGCGCACUUACUGAAAAUGGUUUACACGGUACACCAGUGAGGGACAGGCUGUUGAUUCAGGUCUUAAUUACAACCAAGCUCAAGCAGCUUUCCUUAAGUGUAAUUUAACUGAGAAAACAGACCUGACAGUGUGACUCCUGAAUGACUGGCGCGGCAUGUGCUUUCAGGUCUGAGAUGUGUGACUCUUUGUGUAUUUUGCCACAUAGUGACAUUUUAACAUCGAAGUGCCAUGAGAAGUACUUCUGAGACAGCCUUAAAGUAAAUUCUCAGCUUUUUCUUUUGGUGUUACAGCCAUGGACAAGAUGUCUGAUUUCUCCUCAGUCAGCCUUACUUCAUGGAAAGAACUGCACUCUCAUUUCCUGACGGUCACACGCUGCGGCGGCGUUCCUGUACAGAGAGCCUAGACUCUGGCAGUUCGCAAUUGGCCAAGCCCACCAUGUUCAGUGCUAAGGCCUCGAGGGCUUUGUUCUGGUUGUCACUGGUUCGAGCUGCAGCUGACAGUUCAUUAUUUACAGCUUAGAGGACUGAUUCCUUAGACUAGUAUAAGCACAUUUGGCAUUUACUUUCAGAUUACUGCAUUCUCUUAAUUCUUGCUUCGUGGUUGGCUUUAAUCCUUUGAUAACUGUACGUUUAAAGUGGCAAAGCUCUAACGUGUUCCGAGUACUAACUACAUUCUGAAAUGCCUGAUCUCCUAGAGCAUUUCUCUGUCGUGUACCUGCCUGUGAACUUUCAGGUGAAGUAAAAUGGGGCGGACUGGUAGUGGGGGACUUCGCUUGGUUAUGUGAGUUUUGAAGCAAUCAUUUUUAUGUGGAAUAUGUUUCUUCUCUCUUAAAAUAUAGACGGAACAGAAAGGGAACACUGAGGGGAGCCAGUUAAUGUCCAACAAAAGCAGCUUUAGCUCUGGGAAGGGUUUGUUUUCUUUGUUACAGUCAUUGUUUAUUCUGUGCACUAGGGCGUACACAUCUUUUUCAAAAAUCACCUCCAAUUGACAGUAUUACCAGCUGGCUUUAAAACAGAGUCUAAUUCUAUGGAAGUCAUGAGGUACAGUUCAAGAGCACUAAGAAGUCUACAUAAGUUAUCAUACAUAUCUCCUGAUUACACCUGUAUCUAUAAUAUUUCUUGUAUUAGUUUUGAACAUAUGUAUCUGUUUUUGAACAAGAAGAAAGCUUUAUUGUAUGUGAUUUUUCUCUAGUCCUGUUUAUUUUUACAAUUCACUUCCAUAAAACCUAUGUAAUAAAAACACUGCAUUUUAAAAAGUAACAGAAAUGUACUAUAAAAAUAUAUAAUUAAUGGUGUUUAGACAUUGGGAAAGGAAACUUAAUCUCUGUGGCCACAACAGGAAGCUUUUGUGCCUUGGUUCUAUCAGGUUGUGGUUUUAGACUCCUCUAUGGCAGACUUCCUAUACUCAUCAUUUUGGUUCAUUAUGCUAAUCUCCAGCUUCACAUACACAUAUGUGUUUGCGUGCUCACACACAGAUAACAUCCUGGGUGACGUACAGGGUGUAUGUUGGCAAAAGUCUGUGUGAAUGUCUUAUAAAAUUGGAUUUAUGUUCAUUGUGUUUUGGGAUGUAUAGCAUGUAAAUUAUUUCAUGUAUUAUUUAAAGGCAAUUAAAUGUUCAUGUUUUA
Messenger RNA from Alexandromys fortis (reed vole), 3955 nucleotides. It is a transcript of the gene Mtmr6, whose product is annotated as myotubularin related protein 6. The transcript has 15 exons. Gene Ontology annotation, cellular component: membrane; nuclear envelope; cytoplasm. Gene Ontology annotation, molecular function: phosphatidylinositol-3-phosphate phosphatase activity; phosphatidylinositol-3,5-bisphosphate phosphatase activity. NCBI's taxonomy places the organism in Eukaryota, Metazoa, Chordata, Mammalia, Rodentia, Cricetidae. Gene Ontology annotation, biological process: phosphatidylinositol dephosphorylation. The record is from RefSeq and is a predicted model, not a curated record. Bases 144 to 2111 code for a protein of 655 amino acids.